Messenger RNA from Dibothriocephalus latus, 471 nucleotides. The record is from the annotation of a GenBank genome assembly. Lineage: Eukaryota; Metazoa; Platyhelminthes; Cestoda; Diphyllobothriidea; Diphyllobothriidae.
AUGGAGGGAUUCUUCGGGGUGCUUGCACCCGUUAAACAGUCACUUGCAAUGGCCAUGGAGGGUGACUAUCAGAAUCCUGGGAUUGAUAGCAGUUAUCAACAUGAGUUGAUGGAUAAUUAUCCCAAAAAUCUGGAAAACGAAAAUGACUAUUGUCUGCACUGUGGUGAGGGUUUCGAAGUCAACGAAAAGAUCGUCCAAGCUAGAAAUGAAAAGUUCCAUGUCGGGUGUUUUGUGUGCGCACAAUGCUUUCAGCCGUUCCCUGAUGGUGUCUACUAUAACUUCGAUGGUCGUAAGUAUUGUGAACACGAUUUCCACGUCCUUUUUGCCCCAUGCUGUGGCGGCUGUGGUUGUUUCAUCGUUGGACGCGUGAUAAAAGCCAUGAACAGCAGCUGGCAUCCAGCCUGCUUCUGUUGUAGUUUGUGCAAAAAGGGUCUGGCGGAUGAUGGAUUUGUAAAGCAUGCUGGACGGUAA